AGUGUCUCCGCGUCCCGCGCUCCGACCGGUCGCCAUGCUGCGCUAGCUCGCGCCUAAACUAGUGUCAGAUACUCCGUGACAGCUGUCAAGUGUAACAAUACAAUAUGUGGUUCCCUUGCCUCUAUCUCCUGGCCUGCCUGUGGGCUGCGCAUGCGCAGAAUGUCGAUAACAUAGAAUUCUUGCCGGUCGUGAACGCGACGUGCAAGACGGGAGUGAUGUCCAUCCGUGUCACCUUCAACCAGCCAUUCAACGGCAUCAUUCACGCCAGGGAGUACAGAAACCCAUCAUGCAUGGCCCAGGGUAAUGGCACGGAAGUUUUGACUUUCGACAUCAACCUGGUGGCGACGCAGGGCUCCCCCGACUACUGCGGCGUCUUCUGGAACAAUCGAACUGACGAACGGUCGCUACCACUGGCGGUGCGCGUGCACCGCACGCUGGAGCUGGCGGACGACAAGUUCUACGUGAUCACGUGCGGCAAAGCGGGCUUCAGAAACUCCAGAAAUGAAACGUCGCUCGUGUCUCUACGAAUGUUGAACCAGCAAGGCCAGAAAGUAUUGAAUGCUGCCUUCGGACUGCCAUACACGCUUCGCGCUGAGCUUAGCAAAUCAGAUGGCACACACGGCAUUCGAUUGAAGAAUUGUUUCGCUUUCAACAUGAAGAAUAAUACAGUAGAUCUUUUAGAUAGUAGAGGAUGUCCGCUGAAACACGAGACUGUGGUCACAAAGUCGGAGAGCGGCGCGGCCGAGCUGACGAUAUCGUCCAUGUUCCGGUUCCCUGAUUCUUCGCAAGUCAACUUUCAGUGCGAUAUUGGCGUCUGCAGAGGGAGCACAUGUGGAGCCCUGGACUGCACAUCGGCGGACCGCAGCGAGGUUACCGACGAGGAGGGCACGGUCACCGCCUCCACCGGAGUCUUCGUGCUAGACCCCAACGAUAACGCUGUGGUAAUGUGUGCGGAGACGGGCGUCCGCCCGCUGUGGCUGCUGUACCUGGCCAUCGCGCUCGGGGUCAUGUUCCUGGUGAUGCUGCUCGUCAACUGCUUCCUCUGCACCGCCAUGACCUGCUCCUGCGCUAGGACUGAUGUGAUCGAGAAGGACCCGUCGGUGGUGGAGGACUACGACCCGUACCGGAGCUGGCACGGAAGCCAGUACGGCGGCAGGUAUCCCUCCUCAACUAUACACUCGGCGAGAUCCGUAUCGGACAACAGCGACCACUAUGCGAUAGUCCAGUCCAGGCCUGGAAGCAGACACUCUGGGAUGCAUCGAAACAGACACUAACCGACAGGUGUAGGUUUACCCUCUUAUAUUCAUAAAAAGUUAAAGCAUACUGAUGUUAAAAAAAUAUUUAUCAUUGAUACAGAAGGAGACAAAAGAUACUUUAAUUAUCCUUUCACUUUCUAUAUGAAUGAGAGGGUUAGUAACUAUGAGCAGAGAUGUAUUUACACCUGGGCAUAAACCGGGCAGGGACUUAACGGUGUCCGAAUAGUGAUUUUCAUUUCUGUUUCUAGUUAUACAGAAAAUAAUUGUAACCCAUGUUAAAAAUCUGACAUGACACGAUUUACAGAUUUAAAAUCUAUAUUCAACUAAACAUAUUUAGAAGUGUUGAUAUAAUAGUAUAUACUUAAACACAUAUAUUACAACAGAUUCAAACAGAAAAGUAUAUCUGUUACAGUUUCAUAAGUGUUAAGUGCAAAACAGGUUUAAAACAACCAAUUGUUACAAAAAUAGUUAUGUAACAGAUUUAAAGUGUCACAUUAACGAAUGUGUUACACUUAUUAGGGUGUUUUUAAGUCCCUGAAACCAUUUUUUUUUUCUUUGCCCGGCGUAUAGCCAUCUCUGAGUAAAUCAUUGAAGAAUAUAGGUCACACCUUAGCAAGAUGAAAAAGUUUUGUACGUAAUAUAAACCUAGAUGUUUUCUAAAGUAUAUGUGAAUGUCAACACAAAAGUGAACAAAUGGUGCUUUGUUAUACCGAGCAAAAUUAGAUUUAAUAUUAUGUUACCCAAUACCGCAGCUGACUUCACGAGAAUAUGAAUUUAACUUGUGCCAUUUAUGUAAUCUCAUGUACCUACCCUAGUGGUCUUUAAGCCUAUUAUAUAAGAUUUAUACUAUAUUUGAAAUGAAAACAAAUACCUGAUGCACGCAACGAAACCGUCCAAUUUAGUGCUACUAACUAAGGUAUCUUAAGUAUUUUUUGGAUAUAUUUUUACAUAAACGUGUGAAAAUGUAAGGACAUUUAAGUAGUAUAAGAAUUAUAUUAAUUGAUGCAAGAUAUUCAAGUAGAGUUGAUACGAAAAAAAUAUUUGUUAUCUAAAAUAAAUCCAGUGGAAUAUGUCAUGCGAUUAUUAAAUUCUUGUAAAAUUAAGAACUUUUGUGUCAAGUCAACAUACCUAUUGAUAAAACGGCUAUAUACCACAUCACAACUGUGUUAAUAUUAAUUAAUAGUAAAAACUAACUUAUGUAAUACAUGAAUAAACUUGAAUGAGUGUACCUAUGUAAAAGAAACAUUUGAAACGAGUUGUUUUUACAUUUGGAUCACUUGAUAUGCGUGUGUGUGCAAUUGUAAUAAAGUGCUUGCCAUGUAACUUUGCGUCUCUGAUUUAAUACUAAAUGUAAAUAUUAGUAUUAUUAUUAUAGGCAGUAGAAAAAGUUAUGUCGUUAUUUUUAGAAAUACAUUUAUUUUUGAGUAUUUCAGAGGCGCAAUCUUACUUCAUUCUUUCGUUUGUACUGCGAGCUUUUGUGAGAAAUAUUAAAUACUUUAACACAA
Molecule: messenger RNA, 2761 nt
Organism: Plodia interpunctella (Indianmeal moth)
Lineage: Eukaryota; Metazoa; Arthropoda; Insecta; Lepidoptera; Pyralidae
Exons: 11
Coding region: 105-1274 (389 amino acids)
Source: RefSeq, a predicted model, not a curated record